AGUCUAUCUGCUCGUGUCCUCUUGCUCCUGGAGUCCUCAGCAUUAUUGGACAUUACUCCAAUUUUAACCCAAACUUUGCGAGCUGGAGCGAGGAAUUUGCACAAUCAAAGGUUUGUUUACGACAUAAUCUUCUCCUAAAAUAACCAGGAAGUCGCUCAGCUAACCUUACCAAACGUCUGACUUCAGUUCAGAAUCCUCAGUUUUGUCAGACAUUCAUUGUCAACAAAUCAGUUUAUUUUAGGAAAAUUCGCAGCAGUAUUAGCUAGCUAACCCUAGCUAGUUAGUUUCCUAGUAACCUACAUCAGCCAAGUAAGCUUAGGCCUACUAAGCUUACUAGGGGGGGGUUCAAUGACUGACAGCAAAACUUUGGUUGAUAAAUAGCUAACGUUAGUCGUUAGCUAGCUAGCUAGCUACAGUACUGUAUUGUUGUAGCCCAGACUGUCAAGUCUCUUUAAUGUCGACCACCACCAGGGAGCGCUAUUGUCUUCGCUUUUCAUACAGUGAGUUAGUAGUAGUAGAACCAGAACCAUACAGUACAUCAGUGAUAUGUGAAAUAAAUGUUAGAUUAAUUCUUAAGCUAUAUUAUUCUUUAAGCUUACCAAAGCAUGCUAAAAUUAUAACAUAGUUUUUUUCUCCGUCAUAGAUGGAAUACUCAGUUUUACCCAUUGCAUUGCUUGUAAUGCACUAUGCCUUUGGAGAGAGCUCCCACAAUCAUGACGAUCAUUAUGUGGGUCAUCAGCACAACCCUGAGCACAACAUGGAUCUCCUAUUGGGAACUGAGGUUGUAAUUUCUCUCCAUCAUCUGAUUAAUGUCCCCUUUCAGUCAUAUUCACUAUCUCACCAUUUCUAUAACUUGUGUUUUAGGACAGAUAUGAAAUAAAGAAACUUAGUCCAGCUGAGCAAAGGAAAAAAAUUAUGGAAAUCCUGAAGAAGAUUGAUAAAGAUUCUGACAAACAUUUAACCUCAGGUAAAAAACAACUACUUUGUCUUAAGAUUUAGUUUGACUUUCAGAUGGACAAUGAAUCCCACAUUGUUCAAACAAAUUCACGCAGUUGAUAUAAUGGUAUGGAAUGGAUACUGUAUGUGUAAUCUACUGCCUGUAUGUGUAAUCUAUUGCCCCUACAGAGGAGAUCACACUAUGGAUUCAACAUGUCUACAGGAAAUACGCAUUGGAUGAUGCAGCGGAGCGCUUCCCUGAAUUUGACACCAACAACGAUGGUGUUGUGUCGUGGGAAGAAUACAACAUGGUUGUCCAUGAACGAGUCAUUAAUAUUGAUGAGAAUGCUGUUCUGGAGGAUCCAGAAGAAGAGUCUCUCAGAUUUGUAUGAUCAUCUUAGUUGUACCAGUUAGCCUUUAUUUUAUUGUUGACAACAUAUUAUGGAUCACACAUGCUCUACACGUCACAGUACUUAUCAAUCUUUUCCUUUUUAGCUCCACUUAAAGGAAAAGAAGCGCUUUGACUUUGCUGAUAUGGAUGGCACACCAGGCCUUAACCUAACUGAGUUUCUUGCAUUUACACACCCAUCUGAAGUGGAUCACAUGGCUGUAAGACAUCUCUACACAAAACAAGCUGUUUACAUUUGUAUUUAGAUGAGAAGAAUGAAACGUUUGGUGUGGUAAUAUUUUGCUGUUCAUUUUUCUUUUAGGAUUUUGCCAUUGAAGAUGUGUUGAGUGAAUAUGACAUGGAUAAAGAUGGGUUCAUCAGUCUAAGUGAAUUUAUUGGAGAUAUUCGAACUAAUGGUAAGCACAGAAUAAUACUUUCUGUGUUUUUCUCAAUAUACUAUGAUAUAAUGGUUUGUAAGGGCUGAGUUGGCUUUCCUGCUUUAGUAAUGUGUGUGUGUGUACUUCAGAGGAGGAUGACCCAUCAAAGUGGGAGAUUGAGGAAACUGUCCGCUUUGACGACCUCUAUGAUCAAGACAAGGAUGGCAAGUUGAAUCGAGAGGAACAGCUCCGCUGGGUGGCCCCUAACAGCUAUGGCUCUGCACGGGAGGAGGUGAGUAACCACUAAACUACUGUGUAUCUGCAUUACAUUGACAGCCAUGCCUCCCUAGGGUGCUCUAGGUGUGACAUUUCUAAUUUGUUUAUAACAUAUUAGUUCCUGUGAAGUGCAGUCAGGGUAUGGAAACAUUUAUACAUUGGUUGGUAUGAAUGGUAUCCUCAUUGAAAGUGGGUGUAUCUAUCAGUUCUCUUCAGUUUGCUCUAAUUAUUUUGCUUUGCUCUCAUGUUUUAACAGGCUAUUCACCUCAUCAAAGAAAUGGACCAAGAUGGUGAUGGGAGACUGUCAGAGUCAGAGGUUUUGAAAAAUCAAGAAAUUUUUAUGAAUAGUGAAGUAACAGACUACGGAAGACAACUGCAUGUGUCACACGACGAAUUAUAACAGUGGAUUUUUGUUUUACUAUGAUGCACACUACCGGUCAAAAGUU
Coregonus sp. 'balchen' is the source of this 2423-nucleotide messenger RNA. Lineage: Eukaryota; Metazoa; Chordata; Actinopteri; Salmoniformes; Salmonidae. The record is from the annotation of a GenBank genome assembly.